AUGGCUUCUCCCAGCUCGGCCAUCGUGCCCCCUAAGCGGGCCGUCACUGAUUAUCCCCUUAUUGAUUCCGAUCCGCAUCUUCGUCGUGUAUUCGGAUAUGCUCGUCCAUCAGAUUAUGCGGUCGGUGCUGGUGCCGCCGCCGUUUCUCCCAUUGCCUUUUGGGUUAUGGAGCGAGUGAGCCCGUCGCAUACUGCAGAACGUUUCUACGGAUUCACCGAGAACACCCGGGAGGUUGAGAUGGACAUGAGGGAAAUGGUCGACAAAGUGAAGCAGGGACAGCCCCUCUACGGUGCCUCGAAGGUCUCUGAUUACAUUCAGGGUGUGGCUGCACGUAACUCUCGGUACUCGGAGCUGUUCAUCCACGUUCUGCCGUGGUUCAACAUCGUCAACCAUGACCAGCACGGUGUCGACACGGCCAAAUAUUACCAGCAAGCAGAGCGGGAGUUGGAAGCCGAGCGGGUCAAGUCUGCAUGA
This is a messenger RNA of Penicillium maclennaniae, 474 nucleotides long. Its product is annotated as putative NADH-ubiquinone oxidoreductase 21 kDa subunit. The record is from RefSeq and is a predicted model, not a curated record. The coding region runs from base 1 to 474 and encodes 157 amino acids. The transcript is spliced from 5 exons. Lineage: Eukaryota; Fungi; Ascomycota; Eurotiomycetes; Eurotiales; Aspergillaceae.